GGUCUGAGAAACAUGGCUGUGCUCGGAGGCGAGUGCGGACGCGAAUGUUGACGCAUUGAAAUAACGCCGUAUAUAGAUAGUUCGACAUUGUUUGGUCCAUAUGGCGCUGCGAGUUUGUCAUAGGCUACUCGCAGACUCGCUGGCCUUGUCCCGACGUUUCGUGGCCAAACUUGAGCACGAACCAAGGAUUCUGUCAGCAGGAAACUCCGUCUGCUGUCGAACUUCAUUAGUCUUCUCUCCAGUGUGCUUCAUUUCAUCCGAGACAUUAUUAAAUCGACUGAGCAAAAGCAAAGUUCAUCAGGAUGAAGACACUGCCUCGCACCUGCCCACAUUUGUCCCACCUGACAACAGUGAACAAUUUUCUUUAUUAAUGAGAACACCAAAUGAACCAGACAACUCCAAACUGUUGAAAGUUGCGAUAAUUGGAUCUCCAAAUGCCGGAAAGUCCACUUUGUCCAACCAGCUUCUUGGCAAAAAGGUGUUUGCUGUGUCGAAAAAAGUCCACACCACCAGAUCAAGAGCAGUUGGGGUUCUAACAGAGGAUGAAACACAGAUAGUAUUGCUUGAUACGCCAGGUCUCACUUCGCCCUCCAAAGUCAAAAGACAUAAUCUGGAGAAGUCUCUGCUGUUAGAUCCAUGGAGCACCGUCAGAGAAGCCGAUCUGAUUGUUGCCAUGGUGGAUGUGGCAGACAAAUGGAUGAGUUCCAGGCUGGACUUUGAGCUGCUGAAGUGUCUUACUCAGAACCAGAGCAUCCCAGCAAUACUGGUUCUAAACAAGGUGGACCUGGUGAAGGCAAAGAACAGACUGUUGGACAUUACGGCUGAGUUGACUUGUGGCUUUGUGAAUGGCAAGAAGCUGCAUGUGCGGUCAGUGAUCAAGCCUCCAUGGGCCCAGAAAAAUCCAGAGAGGAAGCCACAGCGAGUGCUUCCAGAGGAUGAGUCGGGCUGCGAGAUGCCUGGAAUGUUGGAGUCUGGGUUGAGCCAAGAGCAGCUGAGUGUGCUGAAGGAUCAGCGUGGCUGGCCACACUUCAAAGAUGUCUUCAUGCUCUCUUCUGUGGACCAGGAAGACGUGCAGACACUGAAGAGUUACUUCUUGUUGGCAGCCAAACCUGGACCAUGGCUGUACCACAGUGAUGUUCUGACUGACCAGAGUCCAGAAGAAAUGUGUCACAACAUUGUAAGGGAGAAGCUGCUUGAGUAUCUGCCCCAGGAAGUUCCUUAUUCAAUGACUCAGGUGAUGGAUUACUGGCGGGAAAAUGAAACUGGCCAGCUGGAUAUUUGUAUUAAACUCCAUGCCAAAAAAGACAAUCACAUCAGGAUGGUGAUCGGUGCUGGGGGGCAGAUGGUGGCUCAAAUUGCUCGAGAGACCAGUGAGGACUUGAGCCGCAUUUUUCUCAGAGAAGUGAGAUUGAAGCUCUCAGUCAAGCUGGUGAAGUGAUGACCUGUGGGAACGUUUAACUUCAUUCUUCUGUCAGUGCAGAAGUCAACAAUAAAGUCAUGUUACAAUAGAACUAAUGACUUAAGUUAGUCAAUAUCAACAGACUGACUUGUUCCUGAUGCCUCUGUGUUAUCUGUCUGGGAAAUGUGACCUUCAGAAAGAGCGUUGAGGAGGUGGAGGUCUGAACGCAGCUCUGUGUCUGGUCCGACUGCGUUUUUCAGAUUAGACAGGCUGGUCCUGGCAGAGAUCUCUGCUGAGAUCAGAUCACGCUGGGAGACAUCUGCGACGCUGUUUAAUCGGACUCACACACCAGACUCAUGCGACUUGCAGUUAAUAUAUUUAUUUGACAUAUUUUUCAUGUACCUGAUCUCAACAUGCAUAAUAAAGAUGUACGCUCUGAGUUGCAUCCA
Messenger RNA from Synchiropus splendidus (mandarinfish), 1848 nucleotides. It is a transcript of the gene eral1, whose product is annotated as Era-like 12S mitochondrial rRNA chaperone 1. The record is from RefSeq and is a predicted model, not a curated record. The coding region runs from base 101 to 1438 and encodes 445 amino acids. NCBI's taxonomy places the organism in Eukaryota, Metazoa, Chordata, Actinopteri, Syngnathiformes, Callionymidae. The transcript is spliced from 11 exons. Gene Ontology annotation, cellular component: mitochondrial matrix. Gene Ontology annotation, biological process: ribosomal small subunit assembly. Gene Ontology annotation, molecular function: GTP binding; rRNA binding; ribosomal small subunit binding.